Molecule: messenger RNA, 468 nt
Organism: Dendronephthya gigantea
Lineage: Eukaryota; Metazoa; Cnidaria; Anthozoa; Malacalcyonacea; Nephtheidae
Product: ATP synthase subunits region ORF 7-like
Exons: 4
Coding region: 16-420 (134 amino acids)
Biological process (GO): cell-cell adhesion
Cellular component (GO): protein complex involved in cell adhesion; phagocytic vesicle; cell surface
Molecular function (GO): oligosaccharide binding; polysaccharide binding; N-acetylgalactosamine binding
Source: RefSeq, a predicted model, not a curated record
AUUGCAUUGUUCUCAAUGGCGUGUGGUGACGACUUGGUAUUCAAACGGACUGCCGAGACUGACGAAAAAGUCCGUUUUGAAUCGGCAGGCUUAGUAAGCAAUGACGUCGGGACCCAAAAACGCGGCUCGCUUUGUAUAGACACCUGUGAAAAUGGAGUCGUUAAAUCAAAGUAUUGUACAGGUUAUGCAAAGUUUUGUUUCGGUAACGGACAGCUUGUUCCUGUCAAAUUCAACAGUCCAUUUAAAGUACCGCCGAAGGUAACGAUUGGUCUUACCCUGGUCGACACGCACAAAGAUUACAAUGUUCGCGUUAAUGUCGUAGUAGAAAGCGUAACAACUGAUGGAUUCAACAUAAGAUUCAAGCCAUGGGAUCUUUCUAUCACCUAUCGACUUAACGUCAACUGGAUGGCCUGUCCUUGAGCAUGAACUGCACCGCCGACGUUAGUUAAUCCACAAAAGAACUUAGUU